This is a messenger RNA of Trematosphaeria pertusa, 1947 nucleotides long. RefSeq lists its product as uncharacterized. The transcript is spliced from 4 exons. NCBI's taxonomy places the organism in Eukaryota, Fungi, Ascomycota, Dothideomycetes, Pleosporales, Trematosphaeriaceae. Gene Ontology annotation, biological process: translational initiation; formation of translation preinitiation complex. The record is from RefSeq and is a predicted model, not a curated record. Bases 1 to 1947 code for a protein of 648 amino acids. Gene Ontology annotation, molecular function: translation initiation factor activity.
AUGUUCAAGAAGAAGCCCAAUAUCAAACCCCUUAGCCCUCUCAAGAGCUCCGACCGCCGCCGCACCGCCGAUCAGAUCAUUUCAGACUUUGGCCUUGGGGUUCCCGUCGACCAGCAUGCGGAUCCAGCGGAUAAAGCAGCCUCCACGGCAGGUCUUACAGCUCUGAGAAAGUCGAUACUCCCCGACAGCGCGCUUUCGGCCCGAUUCACGACAACAGCUGGGCCGAACCUGAAGCAAGUGUCGGGGACGGUGUACAUUGGUAGCCAUGAGGGGACUGGGGACGAGCAGAGAAUACUCUGGGUCAAGGUUGGGGAGAAGAUGUAUCCUACUGUGUACACGCUCUGGCAUAACCCACGCAUCGUCCCACUCCUCUACACGCCUUUAGUCGUCGUCGAGAAGCUACAAGGCGGCGCCGACCUCAUGACCCCCGGACUCCAGAGAGGCCCUCCGUUUCCGAAGAAAGCUGUCAAGGGUGCUGUCGUAGGAAUCGCGAGCCUGGAGGCACCUACAGUACCCAUGGCAGUCGGCACAUGCGAAAUCGACGUGAGCUCACUGGAGAAGGUACAAGGGAUGAAGGGACACGCAGUGCAGACAUUCCACUGGGCGGGCGAUGAGCUCUGGUCAUGGAACUCUGCGGGGAAGCCUGGCACUGAUCCGCCGGAAUAUAUCGAGGGUUGGGACGACGAGAAGGACACAGAAGCAGAGCUUGCGUCGCAAACUGCAGCUAUGGAUUUGGAGGACGAUCAGGACGGAGGCGGUGUAUCCCUCAAUGCUGACCCUACCGAACGAUCGGAAGCGGAAAAGGCGCAAGGCGUCGAUGGCGAAGACGCGUCGUCAUUAAAGGACUCAGUCGAGGAGGUGGAGGACAAGGAGCUGUCACAGAAGGAGAUCGACGAGGCCUUCAUGAACGCCUUCCUUUACGGCAUUCGAUACCACAUGGACAACAACAAGGACCACCCAGCAUUCGGCCUUGACCUCCCUCUGUCGCAGUCGAAGGUCAUGUCCCUCCUCGUACAGCCAUUCCUCCCCACUUACACGCCCGCCCGAACAGCCUCUCUUCAGAUCAAGAAGACAAGUUGGAAGAACAUCAAGAAGUUCAUUAAAUACCUGGACAAACAGCAGAUCGUCAAAUCUAAAGACCGCGACGGAAACGAGGUGGUAAUCUGGGACAUUGGCUUUGAGGACCGCCAUGUGAAGUCAUUCGUUCCAUAUCGGUUGCCGAAGAAGGAUGUUCCAACGUCCUCGAACGUAAAUGGAAAGCCAGCAGCAUCACUUCCCGCCGAGUCUUCUAUCGGACAGAAGCUCAAGCUCAUCUCUCUGCUCCGGCCCAAGGAGAAGCUUGCUCCCAUCCUCAAUGCCUCGAAAGCUGAUCCGCGCGGUCUUUAUACGCCUGUAGAGCUUAAGCAGAUUCUGGCAGCCUACAUUGAAGCCGAGAAUCUGGUGUCUCCAACGAAUAAGCGUUUCGUCAACAUCAACCCUCAGAUCGCAGACGCGCUACUAGGAACGUCGGCGGCAGAUAACGCAGCGCUAGCAGCGGGAACAAUUGCUCGCGACGCACUCUCCGAGCGCAUGGUUGCUGCCACGUCCCCUUUCCACUCCAUUCUGCGCAAUGAUGCCGAUAUAGCUGACUCGAAACCAAAAGCCGGCGCACCUUCCAAGAUCCAGAUCGUCAUGGAGACGCGCAGUGGCAACAAGACGGUGACAAAAGCUAGUGGGGUCGAGGCCUACUACAUCGCGCCACAACCACUCGCCGACGAGCUGAGAAAAACGUGCGCUGGGAGUACCAGCGUCGACCGAUUACAGGGCAGCAGUCCCAAGAACCCGGUCAUGGAGGUAAUGGUUCAAGGACCGCAGAAAGAUGCUAUAAUCAAAGCGUUGGAGAAGCGGGGCGUGCACAGGAACUGGGUGGAGGUCACGGACAAAACAAAAGGAAAGAAGAAGGGGUAG